Messenger RNA from Acomys russatus (golden spiny mouse), 2517 nucleotides. It is a transcript of the gene Radx, whose product is annotated as RPA1 related single stranded DNA binding protein, X-linked. Gene Ontology annotation, molecular function: single-stranded DNA binding. NCBI's taxonomy places the organism in Eukaryota, Metazoa, Chordata, Mammalia, Rodentia, Muridae. The coding region runs from base 1 to 2517 and encodes 838 amino acids. Gene Ontology annotation, biological process: regulation of DNA repair. The record is from RefSeq and is a predicted model, not a curated record. The transcript has 15 exons. Gene Ontology annotation, cellular component: replication fork.
AUGUCUGGUGAGUCCGGUCAGCCUCAGGCUGGACCCUCCCAUGCUGGCCUCUACUGGCAGCACCCCAUAAGAGAUCAGGCUGGGGUUCCGGGAGGAGUGAUUCGAAGAGGCCCUAGGCAUAGGUCCUGGAUCCAAAAGGUUAUUGAGCAAAUAACCGGCUCCCCUAGACAGUGUAUCACCCUCUCGGAAGUGGUGCCUGUCACUGUACUGGCUGUCCAAAGGUACCUUUUAGAGGACGAGCCACGGGACACAGUGCCGAAGCCUCCCCUUUACUGCUAUGAUGUGACGAUCUCGGACGGAGUGUACCAGGAGAAGUGCUACUUAGACCCCAGCUUAAACUUUCUUGUUUAUCAGAAUAUUCUUAAAGUUGGCAUAGAAAUGAGAAUUUUCAGGGUCUCGUGUCUUUACAACGAGAAAAGAUUGGGUCAGGGAAUCCUAUGCAUUGAUAAGGCCCACUGUGGGGAGAUCCGAGAUGUUAUUUCUGUAGAAACUCCAUUUAGAAACAGGGAACACGAGGAAAAGCCAGAGAGGCCUCUAAGAGGCGGCAGGAGUCACUACCUGGCGCUAUGGAAUAACGAAGAUCCUUAUGGAGAUAUCUGGAAGACCAACAAGCACCCCGAGGAAUUCAAUUUUAACAACAUCAAAAUAAUCUCUCUCUCACACCUUGAAUUGACCUGGAGUACCAGAAAGACUUUUCCUGCUUUGCUUGUGAGGAUCCUGCAUAAGUCAAAAUUGCGAUACUAUGGGAAACCUAAUAAAAAGGCGAUUGAGCCAUAUCAGGGCUUUUUGGAAGUUGCUGACAGUUCAGGCAUGGUGUCAGUGAUUAUGUGGAAUGCUUUCUGUCCAGAAUGGUAUAAAAGUUUGAGAGUGGGCUUGGCUCUUCUGCUUCAAAAUUAUUCUGUGAAGAAAAGCUACCCAUUCAGAACCAAGCCUGAACCUGUGGAUCCACAGAUGAAACAAAUUUCUACAAUGGAAAUCUGCCUGAAUCUUCGAGAUCCUCCAACUAACAUAGUUAUCAUUCAAGAAAAACAACUGAAGUCAGAAUGGAAAUUGCCAAAUCUGAUUAAUCGAUUUAUCACAAGAUCAGAACUAGAGGAGAUGCCAGAAAAUCUCAUCUGUGAUGUAGUUGGUGUGUUAACCUUUGUGGGGCGGGUGCAACGAUCAAAAAAGAAAGAAAGCAGUGAAGACUUUUGGUCCUACCGCUGGAUUCACAUUAUUGAUUGGACUUCAGAGAAACCAUUCAUAGUGCAGCUGUUUUCUACAUCUCAACCAGAAGUCUUUGAAAACAUUAACCCAAUGACACAUUUUAUAUGUACCCAGUUGAAAGUUGUUAGAAAUAACAGUCAACUACCUAAUCUGCUUUACCUCACCACUACAAAUGAAAGCCGAAUGUUUAUUAUUGGAGAUGAUGACGAUCAGCCUUAUAUGUACGAGUCCAAGGUAAAAAGAUUUACUCAGUGGAUUAAAACGAAGACUGAUUUGGAAGAAAAGAAUGCUGUUAUUGGUGGAUAUUAUCCAUAUCCGCCGGUCCCAGAAACAUUCGUCAAGUAUAGUCACCGUGUUAAAGCUGAGUCGGCCCUGUCAAGUAUAAGUGAAGUGAGGAAGAUAAUUAGAGACCUGCAGUAUAGGGAACAAAAGCGCAUUGCGAUUCAGGGGAUAAUUACUGCUAUAAAGUACAUCCCCUAUAACCAUGCAGAUGAAGGUGCCCCAGCAUCAGAAACAUGUCAGACUGGUAGCCAAUCCUUAUCAUCUCAAGCAGCUAGAUGCGAAGGCCAUUCUCAUGAAAGAGGUAGUAAAAGACCUCAAGGUGACAGGCCAAUGGUUUUGAGCCCCUUCGCAAAAAGAAAAUGUCUUCAAGGCUCAAGUCCUCAUUCAGUUCCUGAGCCUCAUCCACAAAAUUCUGCACAUUCAAAAGGAAACAGAUCAAGUACUCCAGAAGAGGAAAGUUCAAGGGCUAGUGCCUCAGCGAAGUCCAGAAGGAUGACAGAUGAGAGAUGGAAGAGUCACCUGUGGAGAGAGAAGAAGUAUAGCUUGAGAGAUCACCUACAGUAUAGUCGCGUUUAUCCUGAAAGUAUUCCACGGAAAUUUGUUUUGGAGCAUGGAAAGUUUCUCGCCCAGCAGUAUAAUUUCCAACCUUCCAAAUACAUACCCCCAGAAGGCAGGGUCCCCAAACUUGAUGAAUUUCAGAGUGCUCGAAGCCUUGGACAUUUUGAAGUAACCAUCUUAGGUUUGAACCACGAGAUUGCCAUUGAUGUUGCAUUUCUACCUAUGUAUUCCCCGGGAGACGUCCAAACAUAUCAAGUUGACACGCUUUUGACCUGCAUGAAUUACAGUUGUGUGUAUCCACCAGAAGCACCUGUCGGUAGAAGAGUGCCAGAUCCCAAGGCAAUUGCAGAUGAUAUUAUAAAAGCAGCGUCUGACCUGGAUAGAAACCACGUCAUCUGUAUCUUGGAUAUCUGUAAUUUGGGUGACAAUAAAGUGGAAGUCUAUUUGCAGAGAAUUUAUACUCCAGAAUAG